This is a messenger RNA of Arabidopsis thaliana (thale cress), 1145 nucleotides long. RefSeq lists its product as uncharacterized. Lineage: Eukaryota; Viridiplantae; Streptophyta; Magnoliopsida; Brassicales; Brassicaceae. The record is from RefSeq and is marked reviewed. The transcript is spliced from 4 exons. The coding region runs from base 62 to 676 and encodes 204 amino acids.
GAAUCUUUUAUUUCUUCUUGAUCAGACGACGUUGAAUACAGCGAGACUUGGACUUGUUUCGAUGGAGAGAGAGGAGCCAAUUGCGAGGAACGAGGUGGAUCACGAAACGCCAACGAAACCAGAUGAAUCCGCCUCUGCAUCAUCUCCCCGUAGGUCUGAGGAAACGCUAAAUCAGAGUACCCAAAUCAACCAAACGGGUCCGAGAUCAGUACUACAUCUUCAAUCACAAGAAUCGCAUCUCAGCAAUUCCACAACCACCCAUGCUUCGUCGCCUUCUGUCAAUGUGACUCCAAAGCCAGACUUGUCUUCAUUUUCUAAUACAACAGCGACGCAAGAACCGUCACCUUCUGCUGGACUUCAAAUUAGGACGAUUGAGAAAGACCGGUCACCGGGCUCUGCCUUCCCAAGACAUAAAAGACUACCAGUUUUCGAUGAGGUUUGCUCGGGUGCGGUGUUUCCAUGGUAUGGACCGCAAGAACCAGACUUGCCUUCUUCAUCUGGAAUAGGAACCAUGUCAGCAAACAGUCACGAUGAUCGUCGCGCCUAUGAAUUAGCUUAUCCUUUACCAAGCAGAGAUAUACAAAGCAAAAAGGAGCUGAGGAAUGCUCACCUCAAAACUCCCACAGCCACUCUCACCAACACUACUACCACAACCAUCCAUGGCUCCAGGACAUGAUCAGGAUCACUCUGCUUUGGAUGAAAAUCUUCAGUAAAGUCGCCAAGGGUCAUUUGUUUCCAUAAAAACUUCAUUUAGGUUUGCUUUGCUUUGCUUUGCUUUGCUUUUUCUGAAUUCCGUGAUUUUUGCUUCUAUAAGAAACCUACAUUUGUUGGUUAACCCAUCGUGAUAUUUGCAAUGCUAUGUAAAAUGAAUUGCAGACCAACAAUAUGAAUCAUGUAUUGGUUAGAAAACCCAUGUGUGUAGAUUAGGUUAUUUCAUAUUGUUUUCAUUGAAAAUAUUCGGUUCCAUAAAAUUUUGAGCUAGUUUAUAUAUAAAGCAGCAAAACCAUGAAAAUAUCCACAAAGUAUACGAUAAUGAUCUAAAUCCAAUCUUUCCCAAUUUCAAAUUCUUUCCAUUCUGCUUUCUUAUUACCUUUUUAAUAAAGUUUCUUGCUAAGCAAGCAACUAUAAAAAAAUAUCUUGAGAAA